Molecule: messenger RNA, 1537 nt
Organism: Raphanus sativus (radish)
Lineage: Eukaryota; Viridiplantae; Streptophyta; Magnoliopsida; Brassicales; Brassicaceae
Product: F-box/LRR-repeat protein At2g43260
Molecular function (GO): protein binding
Source: RefSeq, a predicted model, not a curated record
AUUCCUUUUAUGAAUAACCAGUUAGAGCCUAGUUCCUUGAUAAAUUGAGAUAUUUGAAAAAGAAACCACACAGAAAAACAAAAAAACAUGUCCGAAGAAGAAGAAAAAAAAAACUAACUCGAUCUACAUAGUUCCAGAUCUUAUGGAAGAGAUCUUCCUUAGAUUGCCGUUGAAAUCAAUCCGCAAAUUCAGUACCGUCUCAAAACGAUGGAGAUCAACUCUGGAAUCGGAGAUGUUCACUGGAAGGCGUAUGAAAUUAAAAAAGAGCCGGAAAAUCCUCCUGGCUGCUUACAACUGCAACUGCGGCCGCUACCGCCCGGGUCUCCUCCCUGAGUCUCGGUUCGAAGGGGACGAAGAGAUCGUCUACAUUCACUGCGAUGCGACAAGACCCUCGUUGGCUUACAACGGUUUGGUCUGCUUUCCUGAACCAGAUUGUAUCAUCCUUAUGAAUCCAUCCACCCAACAGCUCUUGAGAUUUCCUUCCGGACCAGACCCAGUGUCUCCGCAAUUUAGGUCGAACCACUUUCUGGGAAAUAGGGUCAUGGGAUUCGGUAGAGACAAAGUUACUGGGAGGUAUAAAGUAGCUAAGAUGUCGGUUGAACGUAUGUUUGAGGAUUGCUACGUUCUUGAUGUUGAAAGCGGUGAAUGGAGGAAACUGAAGCGACCUCCUUAUGUGACCGAUUUAGGAAGACAGUCCGUGUGUGCGAAUGGAUCGAUCUACUGGUUCUUUUCGGAUGCUGCGGGCAUCGGGUCUCGUUACCGUUUACUAGCCUUGGAUCUUCACAAGGAAGAGUUCCAUAAGGUCUCUGUUCCUGAAACGUUGGUCAAGCGAGACACUCUGAUUGUUAACCUUGAGGACCGUCUAGCUAUAUCCAACACCCGGGCUGAUGGGAUACUAGAGAUAUAUAGCAUGAACGCAGAAGAAGAAGUGUGGAGCAAGACUUAUUCCAUAACUCUACCGGAGACAAUGUGUUGCAUGCCGGUUUCGGUUUCUAAGCAAGGGAAUCUCGUCUUUUCGAACAAUGAGAAGAGAAGUUUGUUCAAAUAUUAUCCAGAGACGGGUGAGAUUGCUCUCUCCUUGGAUAUGUGUGUUAUAUCUCCUUACCUCGAGAAUUUGGCUCCGCUCCGGUCCCAAGCAGGACAUUAUCCUGGUCAUAAAAUCAGGUCAUUUAGAUGCAGAUUGGUUUGGACGCCGAGAAGGGUCAAAUUUGGGAUCCUUGUGUUAUUCGCUCUAGUUGUUUACAGUUUGAUGAGCUCAUUAACUCUUGAGGAAUUAAGGACGACGACACACGUCACACACGAGUGGUGGAUAGAAAAAAAACAAGUAGACUUAUCAAAAGUAACCGGAGGUAGUCUGCUUGGACUGGUUCUCGUUUCGUUAUGGUAUUGUUAUAUUUUCUCGAUAAGAGAAUUUGUUAGCUCCUUUUCUUGUGCUCUUGUGUAUAUCUGGUUAUUUUACAUAUGAGAAUUGGUCUUCCUCGUUUGUAAGUGACGUUCUCCACUUCUUCAUUUUUUUUAUAUAGAUAAUUUAUUGGAA